CACAUCCGUCUUCUUACUCGAAACUCAGACUUCUCCCGAGGAUUGACCAUGUCGUUGGGUUAUGCAGAAAAACUUUCCUACAUAGAAGAUGUGGGCAGCGUCGGAAUGUCUGAACAUUUCGACGCACCUGACGUUCUGCAACAAAAGAUUGAACAGCUUGCUUUGCUGGUACAGAAGAGUAAACAUCUAGUGGUGUUUACAGGUGCAGGAAUAUCAACUUCUUGUGGUAUACCUGAUUUUCGAGGUCCAAAGGGAAUUUGGACUCUUCAGCGUGAAGGCAAAGCGUUGCCAGAAGCAUCACUGCCAUUUCAUCGUGCAAGGCCAAGCUUGACUCAUAUGGCUUUGGUUGCUCUGGAGAGGGCUGGCAUACUGAAGUUUGUUAUUAGCCAGAAUGUUGACGGCCUCCAUCUUCGAUCUGGAAUACCAAGGAAGAAACUAGCGGAGUUGCAUGGUAACUCCUUCAUGGAAGUCUGCCCUUCUUGUGGCAUUGAGUAUACACGGGAUUUUGAGGUAGAAACUAUUGGCCUAAAGGAGACUUCCAGAAGGUGCUCAGAUGAAAGGUGCGGAGCGAGGCUUAAGGAUACAGUUCUUGACUGGGAGGAUGCAUUGCCCUCAAAGGAGAUGAAUCCUGCAGAAAAGCACUGCAGAAUGGCUGAUGUUGUUUUGUGUUUGGGAACAAGUUUGCAGAUCACUCCAGCAUGCAACCUACCUUUGAGAUCACUCCGUGGUGGGGGAAAGAUUGUAAUUGUUAACCUUCAGAAAACUCCAAAGGACAAGAAGGCAGCUUUACUGAUCCAUGGGCUUGUAGAUAAGGUUAUUUCAGGUGUCAUGGACAUUCUAAAUCUACAGAUUCCUCCAUUUGUUCGGAUAGAUCUUUUUCAGAUCAUUCUAACUCAAGCCUUGAGUAUAGAUGAAAAGUAUGUCAACUGGAAUCUCCGGGUAGCAAGUGUACAUGGACUUAAAGCUCCAUUGCCAUUCAUCAAAUCUAUUGAGAUAUCCUUCGUAGACAACAAAGAAUAUAAAGGAGCUAUUCUACAGAAUGAGCCAUUUCAACUGAAAAGGAGAACCUUACAGUCAAAAUCAAUCGAAAUGGUUUUGAAAUUCAACUUCAUUGAUGGUUGCGGUUGCCGAUUCACAAAAAUUAACUUGUCUGUCAAUUGGGAGGUUUCAACAGACCUAUUGAAGAUUGAUAAAGAUGCCACAAUGCAAAAGCUCAGAGAUGCAGUUACUGAUGAAACGUGCUGCGGCAAGAAUGCUGUUAUUGAUAGAAACGUUAUCACGAGCCCAAAAACUGAGGUUCUUAUGUAUGCCGUUGUAACCAAUGUUGUCACAUAUAAGAAGACCACCACUGAAGCUGUGAAAGCUGGCACUCUAAGUAAUGGGGUUAAAAGGCGGAAAGACGAUGCAAAUGGUCCUGCAACAUCUAAGAAGCGAUCAAAAGUGCACAGGCGCAAAUCUAGGCUUUAGAAACUGAUUGUCUUUGGAUUCUUGCUAAGGAUAAGGCAAUGUUGUGGCAGUUGAUGCACAUUUAAACUACGGUCUGACAGUGUCGUUAGUAUCAUCUAAUGUUUAGAAGUGACAUCAAUUGUUGCAACAUGUUUAAAUGUGGUACUAGAAAUUUCGGACCACUUAUUUGUAUAUAUGUGGGUGUUCAUUAGGACUAACAAAAAAGUGUGAUUAGGACGAACUGGGUGAAUUUUGGUAGAUAAUACACUCAGUGGCUCCAGCUUACAUGGUCUACUAAAUGUUGUCAAGUUC
This is a messenger RNA of Fragaria vesca subsp. vesca, 1758 nucleotides long. Its product is annotated as NAD-dependent protein deacetylase SRT1-like. NCBI's taxonomy places the organism in Eukaryota, Viridiplantae, Streptophyta, Magnoliopsida, Rosales, Rosaceae. The transcript has 14 exons. The coding region runs from base 49 to 1467 and encodes 472 amino acids. Gene Ontology annotation, molecular function: NAD+ binding. The record is from RefSeq and is a predicted model, not a curated record.